AUGUCAAUUAGAAGCUCAUCAUGGAUAACUCUGAAAUUCAGAGGUGUUCUUGAUGCAGUUCGAGUCAGCAAAUUCCAAUCAAACUAUGUUGGAUUACAGAGAAACAGACCGAUUGUGUCAGCUGCUAGGACUGAAAGAGUUCACAGGAUGCAAUUCUAUGGCACCAAUAGCAACAACACAAGUACUAAUGCAAAAGGAAUAAAGGAGGUGAAGCUUCAAUCUGAAGCACCUGCACCUGCUUCUAAAAGUUUUUCCUUCUCUUAUUGGCUAAGAUGGGUGUUAGGCAUGGUACUUUCUCUCUUGCUACCCUUCUGGAAACCUUACUGGAAGCAACUACAGAGAAUAGAAGGAGAGGCAGAGUUUGUGGUUGAAGAGGCUGAAGCGGUUGCAAAAGUGGUAGAAAAAGUGGCAACCGUAGCAGAAAAGGUAUCUGAAGAUGUAGCAGAGAUGCUUCCUGAGGAUGGUAAACUAAGAAAAGCAGCAUUGGUGGUAGAACGUGCAUCAAAAGAAGUAGCACAUGAUGCUCAGCUUACUGAACAAUUCAUACACAAGGUUGAAGAACUCAAGAAUGACCUGGAUGAUAUAGAAGCCUUUGUUGAACCAGUAAUUGACAAGAUUGUGAAGAUGUAA
Messenger RNA from Sphenostylis stenocarpa, 630 nucleotides. Lineage: Eukaryota; Viridiplantae; Streptophyta; Magnoliopsida; Fabales; Fabaceae. The record is from the annotation of a GenBank genome assembly.